AUGGAGGAAUUCUUUGUUUUGAUUCUGUCAAUGCUUCUUGUCGUCGCUUUGAUUCCGUUUUAUCUAUGGAAACGCCGUCAAGAUUCACGAUCACAAGACGAACAGCAGCAACAAGAACGACAGGUUCCGAGAGGAGAGACAGUGGUGCGUGCAACUGGUACGCGUAGAAUGCGUAGAAGACCAGCAGCUGGAGCGAGUUCAUCAAGAAACGUUGCAGCAACUGUUGAAGAUGCUGGUGAUGAAAGUGAUGGUGAAGGUGUUGAUGGUGCGUAUUCUGAGGCUAAAGCAUCGAAAAAGGAGAAGAAACGGCAGGAGAGGGAAGCGCAAAGACAGGCUGAGGAAGCAGCACGUGAAUCAAGGCUGACCAAACAAGACCGUUAUGCAGACAUGCGGAGGAAGAAGGAUGAAGAACGUGAGGCAAAAGAGCGUAUGCUUGAAGAAGAAGCCAAGGCUCGACAGGUCAAGGAGGAGGAAGCUGCUGCAUUGGAGUUUGAUAAAUGGAAAGGAGAGUUUUCAGUGGAUGCUGAAGGAUCAACAGGAAAUGAUUUGCAAGACGGAAGUCAAGAUUUGUUGUCUGAUUUUGUGGAAUAUAUAAAGAAACAUAAAUGUCUUCCUUUAGAAGAUCUUGCUGCAGAAUUUAAGCUGCGGACUCAGGAAUGUAUCAACCGGAUCACCUCUCUGGAAAGUAUGGGGCGACUUUCUGGUGUCAUGGAUGAUAGAGGAAAAUACAUAUACAUCUCGCAAGAAGAGAUGAAAGCUGUUGCUGACUAUAUUAAGCGCCACGGGAGGGUUAGCAUCUCGCAUCUGGCAAGCAAGUCCAACCAGUUCAUUGAUUUGGAGCCAAAAGCACAGUUUGUUGAGGAAAUCAGCAAUGCGGAGGAACUUGCCAUGUAUAAACGAGAAGAAAAUGAUAUGAAGCAGUCUAUGCGUAGGCAGAGAAAUGCUGUAAUUUUACAUGGAAAGAUCCCAGCCGCAACCACACUUUCUUUUUCUUCUCCACAUUUUCUUGUUGAAAAAAAAAAAAAAUCAUUCUUUCCCUGCAAGAAACUAGGAAAUGAAAGCAAAAGUAGGGAUGGAGAUUCCUUGGCAUCUGGUAAUGCUAUUUCUCGCUGCAUUACCAUCUACCCUUUUCAUGUUUGCCAUGGCCAAACCGACGACUAUACAGAUCCUGCAGCCCCACCCCCUGGCCUGGAUGAAUGCAAUGGAAUCUUUCUUACCUAUACUUUCACAUCUCGCGAAAAAGAAUAUCCAAAGGUAAAGAAUGCAUCCGCGCAGGCAUGGGCGUUCAAAUCAUUGGCAACAAUAACCAAUACAGGCAAAGAUGAACUGAAGGGGUGGCAGAUGUUUGUAGGCUUUCAACACAAGGAAAUUUUAGUGUCUGCUUCUGGGGCAAUCAUCGUGGAUGGCGAUGAUUUCCCUGCAGAAGUUGGCAAUGGGACAAUCUUUGCGGGAAAUCCACAGACUGACCUGAAGACUGCAAUUGAAACAGCAGGAGAUUUCACCCAGAUUUCCGCACAGAUUGAGAUUACAGGCUCAGUGUUUGGGAUCAAGCCACCAGGAGUUCCUAUGCCAAAGAAUAUCAAGCUUGUUAAUGAUGGCUACAAAUGCCCUAAAGCAACUUUGAAAGGUAACAAUCCUAACGUCCUGAUGGUCAUAUGUUUUUUCUUUUCCAACAUGAAGGUUGCAUAG
Dovyalis caffra is the source of this 1689-nucleotide messenger RNA. The record is from the annotation of a GenBank genome assembly. Lineage: Eukaryota; Viridiplantae; Streptophyta; Magnoliopsida; Malpighiales; Salicaceae.